Molecule: messenger RNA, 3647 nt
Organism: Nicotiana attenuata
Lineage: Eukaryota; Viridiplantae; Streptophyta; Magnoliopsida; Solanales; Solanaceae
Product: putative disease resistance protein RGA3
Exons: 2
Coding region: 74-3451 (1125 amino acids)
Biological process (GO): defense response to other organism
Molecular function (GO): ADP binding
Source: RefSeq, a predicted model, not a curated record
UAGUAUUUCAUCUAAGGAAAUUACUUGUUGUUGUUGAUACUCUCACAGGCAGCCACAAUUUUCAGUACCAACCAUGGCAGAAGCAGUACUUUCAGCUCUAAUGGAAGUCCUUUUCCAAAAGAUAACUUCCCAAAUUUUCCAAAAAAAUGGACAGCUAGGAAGUACAAAGAAGGAGAUGAUAAAUCUGCAGAGCACACUAUCAACAAUUCAAGCUGUACUACAAGAUGCUGAGGAUAGGCAAAUGAAAGAUAAAUCUUUGAAGAACUGGCUGGUGAAGCUCAAAGACAUUGUCUAUGAAGCAGAUGAUUUAUUGGAUGAAUACUUGACUGAAUUGCUCCGCCUUAAGGUAAUUCUCGACGACCGAGAAACCCAUUAUUGUGUUUCCUAUGCUGUGACUUCUCUUUAUCUGAAUGGUACUUUACUUUGUCUGGGUUACCGUAUGAAGUUGAAACUGAAAGAAGUUGGAGAAAAGUUAGAAUUGGUUGCAAAUGAGAGAGCCAAAUUCCAUUUUAGGGAUGUUGUUUAUCAGGGAGGUUUUUCUUGUGAAAGACCACAGUCAGACUCUUAUGUAAUUGAAUCAAAGGUUUUUGGUAGAAAUAAGGAUAAGGAAAACAUAAUCAAGCUACUCAUAGAAUCUGAUGUACCGGUUGUUAGCAUUGUUGGAAUUGGAGGAAUUGGGAAGACUACAGUUGCAAAAUUGGUUUACAAUGAUGCUGUUGUAGAGGAUAGAUUUGAUACAAGAAUAUGGGUUUGUGUCUCAAAAGGAUUUGAUGUGAAAAGGCUUCUUAAAGCAAUCAUAGAAUAUGCCACUGGUAGUAGUUGUAACCUUGUAGAGAUGGAGGCGAUCUUGCGGCGUGUCCAAGCGUUAUUAUUGGGCAAGAAAUUUUUGCUUGUCCUAGAUGAUGUAUGGGAUGAUGAUCAUGAGAAAUACGAGAGAUUAAAGAAUUUAGUUCACAGUGGUUUGGAUGGGAGUAGGCUGUUAGUGACUACUCGAAAUGAGAAGGCUGCGCUGCUGAUGGGCACAGCAAAUCCAUAUCGUUUGGAAGGCCUUUCGGAUGAUGAUUGCUGGUCCUUGUUUCAGGAACUGGCAUACAAGAAUAGGCAAAAAGAAUUAUUAGCUCUUGAAGAGCUCGGGAAAGAGAUCGCCAAGAAAUGUAGGGGGGUUCCUUUAGCGGCAAAGGCCCUUGGAAGUUUAAUGUGCUUGAAGAAUCAGAAAUCUGAAUGGUCUUUCAUCCGAGAUUGUGCAAUGUGGGAUCUUAUGGGAAGUGAAGACGGAGCUGGAAUUCUUUCGGCCCUAAGAUUAAGUUAUGAGUACUUGCCGACACAUCUGAAACAAUGUUUUGCAUAUUGUUCUAUAUUUCCUAAGGGCUAUAGGAUAAAUAAAAACACCUUGAUAUGCCUAUGGAUAGCGGAAGGAUUUGUUCCAUCCUCUGAAAGCAUGCCACCUGAAGAAGCUGGGAAUGGUUAUUUCAAUGAGUUGUUGUGGCGCUCCUUCUUCCAAAAUGUGAGAAGAGAUUUUGAUGGGAAUAUAGUUGACUGUGACAUGCAUGAUCUUGUCCAUGAUCUUUCCAAAUCUGUAGGUGGUGUUGAUUGUUUAACAACAGAAUUUGGCAAGGAAGUUAUCAUUCCUGUGGCCACACGCCACUUAUCAAUGCUUGGCAGUGUACUGGUACCCAAAAGACUUGGCAUGUUGAGGAGUGCUCAAAAGCUGCGAUCGUUUCUUCUUUUGGAUGGACAGAGAAAUAUCACGAAACUAUCCAAGAGUUUCUUUUUGAGCUUUAAAUCUGUUCGGGCAUUAGAUUGCAGUGGUAGUCGGAUAAAGAAUUUGUCUAAGUCAGUUGGUACUUUAUUACAUCUACGAUACCUCAAUCUUUCACACACUCUGCUAAGAACAUUGCCAAAGUCUAUCUGUUGCCUCCUUAAUCUUGAAGCUUUAAUACUUAAGCAUUGCAACCAUCUGAUAGAACUUCCGGCAGAAAUUAGAAAGUUGGUGAACCUUAGACAUCUGGAUAUAUACGGAUGCACAUCCUUAACCAUGUUACCUGGUGGCAUUGGAAAAAUGAGAUCCCUGCAAACAUUGCCAGUUUACAUUGUUAGCAAGGCUGCUGCUUGUGACAUUUCUGAGUUGCAGAGACUUGAUCUUCAUGGUGAAUUAAUGAUAAAGAACCUUGAGAAUUUGUCCGAUGAGAUAUGUGCCAAAAAUGCUAACUUGAAUGGGAAGAGGCACAUCCGAUUUCUAAAGUUAAUAUGGGAUCAAGUUGAAGAAAUGGGCACAAGAGAAAAUGUUGAGCGCAUUGUUGAGAGCCUUCAACCAAAUUCUGAUUUGAGCAAGUUACACAUAGAGGGUUAUAUUGGUGCAAAUUUCCCCAGUUGGUUGAUGAAUAUAUACUUGGUACACAUUGUGGAAAUCUGGCUUCUAAAGUGUCACAGGUGUGUGGAGCUGCCUCAACUAGGGAAGUUGCCUUUUCUUGAGGUUCUCACUGUUGACGGGAUGGAUUCCGCAAUGUAUUUCUGCAAUAGUUCCGGUGAAGAGGAUUCGGCAACUCAAUUUGCAUCACUGAAGCAACUGACGCUCCGGAAUAUGCCCAAUCUAUUGGGAUGGUCAGUUAAUAAAGAUCAUAGUAUUCUUCAUUGUCUGAAGAAACUUACGUGCGAGGCAUGUCCCUAUUUGAAUAAAUUGCCAGAUCUUCCCUCUCUUGACUCAUUAGAAUUGUCUGAUUGUAGCAGUGAAUUACUAGUAGAGACAGCAGCCAAGAUUACCUCCCUUUCUCAUCUUAUGAUCAGUGGAUUUUUGGAAAUUCUACACUUACCUGAAGGGUUGCUGAAAAAUAAUAUCAAUCUGCUGUCCGUGGAAAUUAGAGAUUGUGCAGAGAUUCAAAGUCUUUCGAGUGAGCUGAAAGUUCUUCCUUGUCUCGAGUCAUUAAGCAUCAGUAACUGUAACAGUCUCAGUUCUGUGCUCGAUUCAUGUGGACUUGAAACUUUGAAGUCCUUGUCCAUUCAUGGUUGUCGUAACAUUAGCUUGGAGAAAGGAUUACAAAGUUUACAGUUUCUUCAAUAUGCAUCACUCUCUGACUGUGAAAACUUGACAACCUUGCCGAUGACUAUGCAGAACCUUACAUCUCUCCAGACUCUGCAUAUAUGGAGCUGUCCUAAGAUGUAUAUGCUCCCAGAAUGGCUAGGAGAUCUCAUUUCUCUUAGAGAAUUGGAGCUGUGGUACUGUGAAAAUCUAAGUUCUGUACCAGAAUCGGUGAAAAAGCUAACCAAGCUUCAGUUUCUGUCUAUAUGGGGCUGUCCAAACUUGGGAUUAAGAUGCAGAAAGGAUGUCGGAGAAGAUUGGCACAAGAUAAAACAUGUUCCAUUCGUCAAGAUUAAUGGCCCAUAUAUCCAAGCUAUGACAGGUAUGCCUUGGCUCUUGAGUAACAUAUGGGGUGCAAAAUGUGAAACCAUGUAAUUAGGUUGAAGAUUUAAUGACAAUUGCUAGUUUUGUUUCUGAAUAGCUGUUUGAGCCCUUUUGAAUUUGUUUAUGCUUUUAUUAACUUAGCCUUACUAUGUGUAUUUCCUUCAUAUUACAUUUCAUCUUAAGGUUGGAUUUGGGGUGUUAGUCUGUCGAGUUGGAUGUAUUUGCAGGAAGAACAUCUCCUGUUGGU